AAUCGCCUUUAAUAAAUAUAAAUAAAAUAAAUUUUAUUCAAAAAAUAAUUUGAAUACAUGUUUAUUUUCUUGAAUACAUUGUGGGUACAUCACUAAACUUACAAUUAUGUGUCAAAGUUUAUAGCCAUGUGUCAGUGUCAAAGAAACUGUCAACUGUCAAGUGUCAGACGCAAAAGUUUUGAAAAAUAGAAAUUACUGCAAGUGUUUUUAGUUUUACAAUGUUAUUUUUUAUUUAACUCUAAUCUAAUGAUCAACAUUAAAGAAUAAUUCAAAUUUAGACUUAAUAGCACAAACUUUAAUGUGUGUCAAUUACGUUGCCGUGUUCAGAUAUGUUAAAUAAUCUAACCUACGAAUAUAACGGUAUUGUGAUCUAAUUGCCGACCGGUCUCGGUAUUGCUGGCGUCUGCAGACGUAGCAGUUGUUUCAACAAAUGAAUAAAAUGAGUGACGACUUAAAGUCCGACGAUGGAGACAUUGCGCCAGUGGAAGGGAACCUUCUGGAGCAGCCUAAAGAGGCGACAGGGCCGAGGAAUCCGCUGAUGAAGGUGCGGACCUACGUGCUGGCGCUGCGGCCCUGGUCGCUCAGCGCCAGCUUCCUGCCGACGCUGCUGGGCGCCGCGCUCGCCUACCGCCUGCCCGGCGACGACAGCUUCAGCUGGCUCACCUUCCUGCUCACACUGUGCACCGUCAUACCCGUGCACGGAGCUGGCAAUGUUAUCAACACAUAUUUCGAUUUUGUCAAAGGCAUUGACAACCGCAAAUCGGACGACAGGACUCUAGUGGACCAUAUCCUAAGUAUUGAUGAAGUGGUGUCACUUGGUGCUUUAUUGUAUUUUGUAGGAUGUGCAUUUUUUGUGCCUUUAGUUAUUCUAUCACCAGCUCGGAUGGAACACUUAGCCUUAGUUUAUUUUGGAGGAUUGUCCUCAUCCUUUUUGUACACAGGUGGAAUAGGUCUGAAAUACAUAGCUUUAGGUGAUAUUGUAGUUCUAGUCAUUUUCGGUCCUUUGUCAGUAGUGUUUGCUUUCCUAGCUCAGACAGGGAGGGUGGAUUGGCCUAUCAUAUAUUAUGCUAUACCCCUGGCCUUGAAUACUGAGGCUAUCCUCCAUAGUAACAACACAAGAGACCUUGAAACUGAUAGCAAAGCAGAGAUUGUAACUCUUGCUAUUUUGAUUGGAAAGACUGCCUCAUUGCUACUGUAUGCAUUUCUACUGUUCACACCCUACAUUAUGUUUGUGGUGGCGUCGGUGCGGUGCUCCAUGUGGUUCCUGCUGCCCAUGCUGACUCUACCACGAGCCUUUGAAAUUGAGAGGAUGUUCAGACGUCCAGAGUCCAUGCGGUAUGUGCCUAGACAAACUGCAAGGCUGAAUUUCUACUUUGCUAUGCUUUAUGUUAUAUCUUGUCUCUUUGCUCACAGAUUACCAUUUCUAUUGCGGUAAAACGAAAAAAUACUUGAGGCCUAUGACAAAAUAUAGAUAGGUUUAUCUAUAUCAAGCUUAAUGUUUGUUUCAAUCAACACAAUAGACCUUGAUUUUAUUUAUGUACUUAAUUAUGAACUUAGGAAUAUUAACUGUCACUCUUGAAUAAUACUCAUUCUAAUGUUAAUAAUGUAAAUAAAUAGCAUUAUUAAUUACAGAAACUGUAUUGAAAUACUAUUUAUCAUUAUCAAACCUUCUCAGAUGAUGCACUGUUGUGAAGACAACAUAAUUAUCAUAUCAAUUACUUAUGAGAUCGAAAUAUAAAAUUGUAUAUCUACCUCUGCCAUGUUUAUAAAUUAUCUUGUGGUUUACAGCAUUCCAAUUUAUGGAUUUUGUACCAUGAACAUGACUACUCCCCUGCCUGAAUGUUUAUCUAGGAUAUGUGUGAGAUCUGACUCUAGCUCCAAUAAGAGCUUUCGUAGGCUUCAUUAUUUUAUUAAUGUAGUCUUUGUAUUGUUUAACAACAUAAUAACUUUAUCCAAAGAUGAAAAGGACCAGUUAUUUCUAACUUGUUAUAAUUACUAUAGUUUAGUCAAAUAUAUUUUGUGUUUAGAACAAGCAGACAAUAAUUUAUAUUUAGUAAAUAAGCUUUAAUUUUUAGGAAAAUAUAAAAAAUGCUAAUAUU
Messenger RNA from Plutella xylostella (diamondback moth), 2099 nucleotides. It is a transcript of the gene heix, whose product is annotated as UbiA prenyltransferase domain-containing heix. Lineage: Eukaryota; Metazoa; Arthropoda; Insecta; Lepidoptera; Plutellidae. The record is from RefSeq and is a predicted model, not a curated record. Gene Ontology annotation, cellular component: Golgi membrane; endoplasmic reticulum. Gene Ontology annotation, biological process: vitamin K biosynthetic process; menaquinone biosynthetic process. Gene Ontology annotation, molecular function: prenyltransferase activity.